This is a messenger RNA of Dendronephthya gigantea, 339 nucleotides long. Its product is annotated as UPF0669 protein v1g209471-like. Lineage: Eukaryota; Metazoa; Cnidaria; Anthozoa; Malacalcyonacea; Nephtheidae. The transcript has a single exon. The coding region runs from base 1 to 339 and encodes 112 amino acids. The record is from RefSeq and is a predicted model, not a curated record.
AUGGACAGUGUUGUUGGUGAUGCUGACAUAUAUGCAUCACAGUCAAAUCCAAAGCCAGAUUACAAUGAUUAUGACUUGCAAUCUUCAACGUGUGGUCAGGAUGUCAUAACAAUACCAAAGGAUUUCAGCCGACCUGUUGGUGUUGGUAUUUUUGGCCAUGUUUAUCACCCACUUUCAAAAUACGAGAUAAUGGUAGUUUCAGAUUAUGAUGCAAGUGUUCCUGACGCUGAAAGACGUUCUUAUGCAGGUUUCUUUCAAGGUGAUGACGGUUCAAAUGAAUCAACCCUUUGGGUGGUCUUUGUCAAUAUAUUAAAAAUUAUUCUUGAGAUUUUGACUUGA